AUGGUCAAUCCAGACAACGUCAAGGACAAUCUGCUGUCUGAUGUCGGUAGCGGCCCUGCUACAGUACUGCUUCCUGAUUAUGGAGACAACCCGACAUCACAAUGUCACGCUAGAUCAAGGAACCGCAAGUUACCCUGUCAAGAUUGCCUCAAGUCCAUCCGGGACUGGAAACCAGCAUUUACGCGUGCCAUCGAGAACGGCAUUGCGCCCGCAUCAUCGUCCGCCCAGUUCAAUGCUACAAACUAUGCAGGCACCCAAAUCCCGAAUCCCAAAACACGAUCUCUUACUUUCUAUUAUAGCAACCUCAUGAAAAAGAAGUCUAGCUGCUUGAAGUCCGCGAGUUUGACUUUUGCUUUGGCUGCCGAGGCCGUGCAAUUGGUGUCAGUGAAUGAGGAGGUUCGGAGCUGUAAGAGUAUGGAUGUGAAAGUGCGCUCAUGCUUGCCGUUCCGGAUUGGGCCGUCGCAUUUUAAGGCGAGUGAAGAGGAUUUUGAGGGCUGGACGGAGGUGGGUAAUCAUAGUGAUGGAGGGAAGGAUGAUGCGUAUGAUGAGGCGGGUGAGGAGGUUGAUGCAUAA
Molecule: messenger RNA, 573 nt
Organism: Aplosporella prunicola CBS 121167
Lineage: Eukaryota; Fungi; Ascomycota; Dothideomycetes; Botryosphaeriales; Aplosporellaceae
Exons: 2
Coding region: 1-573 (190 amino acids)
Source: RefSeq, a predicted model, not a curated record